Messenger RNA from Helicoverpa armigera (cotton bollworm), 4027 nucleotides. It is a transcript of the gene DnaJ-6, whose product is annotated as dnaJ homolog subfamily B member 12. Lineage: Eukaryota; Metazoa; Arthropoda; Insecta; Lepidoptera; Noctuidae. Gene Ontology annotation, molecular function: Hsp70 protein binding. Bases 205 to 1266 code for a protein of 353 amino acids. Gene Ontology annotation, biological process: cellular response to misfolded protein. The transcript is spliced from 6 exons. The record is from RefSeq and is a predicted model, not a curated record. Gene Ontology annotation, cellular component: endoplasmic reticulum membrane.
AUUGCUUCAGUUGGCAGCACUGCAGUAUUUUGAUUGACGCAAUAGCUACUACCAUUAUUUCACAUAAAUGUAGUGAAUUAAACGCAAUUAAAUUCUAUUUGCGCUAAUUAGAUUUGCGCGUCGCGAUCACUAAAGUAUUGCGCGACGUGUCUUUUAUCUUACUAACACAGUUUACACGACCAAAGAGCAAGAAAAGAAGCAAAAAUGACGCUCGAUGGUAACAAGGACGAGGCUGAAAAAUGCAUAGCGAUCGCUCAAAAUGCAUUUACAGCAGGGAAUAUGGAGAAAGCAGAGAAAUUUCUGCUUAAAGCUGAGAGAUUAUACCCUACUACGCAUGCUAAAGAGUUGUUGACGCGGGUUAGGGCUGCGGGGCCUUCUACAGCGGCGCCUAAACGGACACCACCUUCCAGUCCUAGUGCUGAAGAGGUGAGGAGACGGAAAACUCCUGCUCAUCAGCCUCCACAGAGGGAAUAUACUGCGGAACAGCAAGAGGCAGUUCGUAGAGUGAAUAAGUGCAAGGAUUUCUAUGAAAUUUUGGGCGUAUCAAAAGAAGCUACAGACUCGGAUAUCAAGAAGGCCUACAAGAAAUUGGCUCUCCAGCUACAUCCAGACAAGAACCACGCCCCGGGAGCUGGGGAAGCUUUCAAGGCGAUAGGCAACGCGGCAGCUAUACUCACAGACGCGGAGAAACGCAAGCAAUAUGACUUACGUGGCGAAGAGCCAACUCACGCGCCGACCACCCAUCACCAGUACUACUCGCGAGGAUUCGAGUCGGAUCUCACUGCUGAAGAGUUGUUUAACAUGUUCUUUGGGGCUACAGCGGCAUUCCCCGGUGGCGGUGCCCACGUCUACGCCCGCCGCCGAGCCCGGGAGCCCGAGCCCCGCGAGCACGCCGGCCUGGUGCAGCUGCUCCCAGUCCUGGUGCUCGUGCUGCUGUCCAUGCUCUCCGGCUACUUCAUCAGCGAGCCCGUGUACAGCCUCACGCCCAGCUCCAAGUACCCCGUGCCUAGGGACACGCAGCAUCUCAAGGUUCCUUACUACGUGAAAGAGAACUUCCACACUGACUACCAGGGCUCGCUGCGACGACUCGAGAUGGCCAUAGAGGAGGAAUAUAUAGUGGGCCUCCGUCACGCGUGUCAACGAGAACGCAACUACCGCGACAGCAUGGUCUGGAAAGCAAGAAACUUCGGCGACAGCAGGCAGUACGCAGACGCGCAGAAACUGCGCACACCCAGCUGCGAGAAACUGCAGAAAUAUCACCGAUAGACAGUGAUAAUCACCGAUUUAUAUCAUCUAUAAUCACCUGUAACAGUAUGUGAUAAUCACAUCACCAAAUGAUGGUAAUAUUUGCCCAUAAAUUUUUGUGAAACAUCACCAAUAAAGUUUGUUUUAGUCAAUGAUAUAAUAUAUGUCACCUAAUGAUGGUGAUAAAAAUCUGUGAAAAUUUUUGUAUUAUUCACCGAUAUAAGUAUGUGAUAAUCACCACUGGUAAUUUAGUGCUGAUAAAUUUCUGUGAAAAUCACCACCGAUAAAUAUCAGUGGGGAUUACCAAUUAUUAAUGUUAGUAUUUGUUUGGUUCACAACUUCGAAUUUAAUAACUAGAAGUAUCACAGAAAAAUCACCUAAAAAUGACACUUAUUACACAUCACUUUUUCACCGAUAAAUAUCGCGAAUAUAUCGGUGAGAAAUUACUUAAUACGACCUUCAUCGCCGAUGAAUAUCAGUAUUAAUCACCGUUUAUGUUAAUGAUAUUUAAUGGUGAUUACAUACGGCAAUAUUUAUCGUUUACACGAUAUUUUGUCUGCAAAUAAUAUCAAGUUUGUAUUAUUUUCAAAUGUUUUAAAGUAAAUUAUAUAUAAUUGAGUCUAGGUACACCACAUUUUUUUAGUCAAAAUAGCGAAAUAAAUUGUUAGUAGAAUUCACAAAAUCUACUCUAUACUAUUUAGUCUUAUGAAAAUUACACGAUUUUAUAUUAUAGCCAAAAAUUGAGUUUGUAAAUUCCCCAAAUAUAAUAUCUAGAUACUAAUAUUAUAAAGUUGAAGAGUUGGUUUGUUUGAAGUACUGGUCCGAUUUGAAAAAAUAUUUCAGUGUAUAUUGCCCAUUAUUGGAUGCAGGUCGCCUCCAACAGGUAUCUGUGGAGAUCUAAGGGGGAGGCCUAUGUUCAGUAGUGGACGUCCGCCGCCUGAGAUGAUGAUGAUGAAUGAUAUUGCCCAUUUAUCGAUUUUUAUCCGGGUGCGUGAAGUAGUUCCCACGGAUGUCAGUUAAUCCGCCGGCGGUAGUUAGUACGCAAAUACAUAUAACGAUUAAGUUCCUAUAUGCAUGUUAUUAUUUUAUGUAUCGGGAGUGAUCACACGCUUGCGUGAGAUCAAAUCUUAGGUAGAUAAAUUCAUGUCCAAAAGUUAUAAAACAUGUCUAUAAUAAUAUUGUUUAGGAACUAGAAAAGUUUUAUUUAUCAUCACCGGGAAUGUUGCAUUUUCUUUUGUUGUAAAUAAUGAAUCUUGUAUUUCUGAUUUUUGCGAUAAUUUUAGACCUUUAACCUUUUCUGCAACUACUGUAACCCAAGAUAUUUUAGAAUAUAACCUGAUUUAAAAAGACAGAGGCCCGGUUAUUAUCCGUUGGCCUCGUAGACCCAGAAUUAUAUGAAAAUGACCAAUUUAAAACAAAUAUUUAGUUCUUUUUUCCUCUUGGAAAAUUAUCCACUUAAGGUGCGUUUUGAAAGAUAACUGUCGACCGCACUUGCAGUGACUGCAUGAAAUCGGUCAAUAUCUGAGGGCGACUGCACGUGCUGCUGCCGCUUCGAUAUAAAACGGUUUCAUGUAAAUAAUACAAACCAGGCUUGAUUCUGCUAAUUUUAUUUAAGCGACAUACGAUUGAUAUCCAAUCACGAGUCAAUUACGAUUGAAGCGUAUGUGGCAUUCCGCUAUUUUUAUUUUAAAUAAAAGUUUUUAUCCUUUUCUGUGACAUAAUGGAUCAUAUUGUAUGCAAAUGAUUUACGAUUGCAAUAUGAUUGUAGACCAAACUGCCGUAUAGACAAAAUGGCAAACCAAUGAAAUGUCAUUGGAAUACGAUUGGUCUUAUAUUAGUAGCAGAAUGCCCGAUAAGGUUGAAACUGGUAUUGAGAUUGAAUCAGGCCCCAGUAGAGUGCAGCUGCGGCCGAUUUCAUGCAGUCACUGCAAGUGCAGUCGACAGCUAGCAUUCAAAACGAACCUUUACAUUGCAUUUUCUCAUAGUAUUACUAUUAGUGGUUUGUUCGUAUUUCAGAGUGGCAUACUUAUAUGACAAGGACAUAGGGUGACUGGUAUGUAGUGACCGAUGCUUAAACACUGUGUUUCUACUCAUGAUUAUAAAACAACUUUCCCAAAGAAACAAUUUUUUUUUAUUGUCUUUAGUUUAAAUCAAAAUCUUGGUCGUGGGAUUCAUAAAAUAGGAAGCAUUUAUAUACAAAAACCCAAGAUGUACAGUCUCGAAUGAAAGUAACGCUCGAAAGUGUCCCCGAACACUAAUUCUGUCUCUUUCUAUAAGGUACUAGCUUAUGUUAUAGCAAGUUCAACUUUACGCGAAUUGUUUAAAGUUGUUAUUACAACGCACUGUAGUUAAAGCAAUACAAUUUUACGAGCGAAGUGGUCGGCUAGGACGAAGCAAAUGAGCGCACAAUUUUGAAUGUUGCGCUCAUUUGGUGAGGACGUUUUUGAGCCGUUGAGUGUGCAUCUUGAGUUUUUUGUAUAUCAAUGAUAGGAAGGUUUAAAUAAUUUAUUUGUAGUGAGAAAUAUUUAGAAAGUAACUGAACAAAUUAUGACGCAAUUUGGUUAAGAAAUAGAUUGAACUUUGGGAAAGAAAAUUUCUUUUUCUAUUUUAGUCAAAGGUUUGAAAAUAAUAGAUGUUUUCACCAUUCACGAUAAGUUAGUCAAAAUAAACGAAUUUAGGUUAUAAAUAAAAAGUUUGUUAAUUUAUUCGAAAAUCACUAUAAUGUAUGUACAUAUAUGUUUUUGUUUUAUUUGAUUAUUAUAAAUAAAGAUGUUUAAAUAUA